Molecule: messenger RNA, 2524 nt
Organism: Brassica napus (rape)
Lineage: Eukaryota; Viridiplantae; Streptophyta; Magnoliopsida; Brassicales; Brassicaceae
Product: wall-associated receptor kinase 4-like
Exons: 3
Coding region: 69-2336 (755 amino acids)
Biological process (GO): cell surface receptor signaling pathway; protein phosphorylation
Cellular component (GO): plasma membrane
Molecular function (GO): ATP binding; protein serine/threonine kinase activity; calcium ion binding
Source: RefSeq, a predicted model, not a curated record
UUUUCUUAGAAUAAGCUUCAGAGAGAACUCAAAGAGAAAACAAGUUUGGAGAGAAAGAAACAAGGAAGAUGAAGUUGCAGGAGUAUCUGUUCUUGGUGGCUAUGUUCUGCCUUUCUUGUACGCAACCCAUCAAGUGUCAAACCAAGCAAAAAUGCCCAGAAAAAUGUGGAAAUGUUACACUUGAGUUCCCUUUCGGCACAACUCCAGGUUGUUACCAUGAGGAAGAUCCCAGUUUCAAACUCACAUGUAACGAGCAAGGGCUAUUCUUUAAUGGCGGCUUUCCAGUUGUCAACAUUUCUCACAGCAGCCAGCUAAGCAUCACGUUUCCUCCAUCCUACGCUUGCUACAACGAGUCUGGACAUCUUCAAAAAGGCGCUGCCUACUAUAACGACAGGCUCGGAAAUUUAACUCUCUCCGACAACAACACCCUUUUUGCAGUAGGUUGUGACACUUAUGCUUUUGUGACAACUAGUGGAACUAGGAAAAACUCAUUCGGAUGCAUAUCGGUAUGUGAUGAGGAACCACUUGUAACAAAUAGAGAAUGUAAUGGUGAAGGUUGCUGCCAAAACCCUGUCUCUGCAGGGAGCAGUUGGUACAUAGUCAGACCAUAUCGCUUUGUCAACGACACUUCUGAGCGUCCCCAUAGAAGUUCUUGCAUCUACGCCUUUGUCGUUGAAGAUGGGAAGUUUAAGUUUAAUGAUAUUGAAGAUGGAAAGUUUAAGUUAAGUGAUAAAGGAUUGGUGGAUUAUUCUUAUCUUCAGACUACGUGGUUACCUGUGGUGCUAGAUUGGUCUAUCGGAGGACAGAAAUGCAAUCAACUUGGAAACGGGAGCUUGUGCAGUGUAAACAGUACAUGUUCUGACUCUACUGUCAGAACCGGUUACGUCUGCAAAUGUGAACCAGGUUACUAUGGGAAUCCAUAUCUGAAAGAGGGUUGUAAAGACAUCAAUGAGUGUAAUAGUACUACCCAUGAACAUAACUGUACAGAAAACAGCUUCUGUGAGAACACGAACGGAAGCUUCUGGUGUCCUUGUAAAACUGGUUACCACAAAGAAAACUUUACUAUGAGCUGCUCUCUUACCGAGAUUAACGAGAAGCCUGACUCAGGUUCAACAGACUAUGAAUGGGCUAAGAUUUUUCUUGGAACAACCAUCGGCUUCUUGUGCAUUCUGCUGGUGGUUACUUCUAUACAGCAGAGGAUGAAGCACAGGAAAACCGCCGAGCUCCGACAACACUUCUUCGAGCAAAACGGUGGCGGCAUGCUGAUACAGAGACUCUCAGGAGCAGGCCCAUCAAAUGUUGAUGUCAAGAUCUUCACUGAGGAAGGCAUGAAGGAAGCAACUAGUGAUUAUGACGAUAGCAGAAUCUUGGGCCAGGGAGGCCAAGGAACAGUCUACAAAGGGAUACUGCCAGACAAUUCAAUAGUUGCUAUAAAGAAAGCUCGGCUUGGUGACUGCAGCCAAGUAGAGCAGUUCAUCAACGAAGUGCUUGUGCUUUCACAGAUCAACCAUAGGAACGUGGUUAAGCUCUUGGGCUGCUGUUUAGAGACUGAAGUUCCUUUACUAGUCUAUGAGUUCAUUAACAGUGGUACACUUUUUGAUCACUUGCACGGUUCCUUGUUUGAUUCUUCUCUUACAUGGGAACACCGGUUGAGGAUAGCAGUGGAGAUUGCUGGAACUCUUGCUUAUCUUCACUCCUCUGCUUCUAUUCCAAUCAUCCACCGAGAUGUUAAGACUGCUAAUAUUCUCCUUGAUGAGAACUUAACUGCAAAGGUAGCUGACUUUGGUGCUUCAAGACUCAUACCGAUGGAUAAAGAGCAGCUCACAACUAUGGUGCAGGGAACUUUAGGCUACUUAGACCCUGAAUACUACAACACAGGGUUGCUAAACGAAAAGAGCGAUGUUUAUAGCUUCGGGGUAGUCCUCAUGGAACUUCUCACAGGCCAAAAGGCAUUGUGCUUUGAUAGGCCACAGUACUCAAAACAUCUGGUGAGUUACUUUACUUCUGCCACAAAAGAGAAAAGGUUGCACGAGGUUAUUGAUGGGCAAGUGAUGAACGAGAAGAACCAGAGGGAGAUCCAGGAAGCUGCAAGAGUUGCUGUUGAGUGUACGAGGGUGACGGGAGAGGAAAGGCCAAAGAUGAAGGAAGUAGCUGCAGAGCUUGAGGGCCUGAGAGGUAGUAAGACUAAACAUCAGUGGUCGGAUAACUAUCCUGAGCCAGAGGAGAGUGAGCACUUGCUCGGUUUAGGGAUCUUAUCAGCACAAGGUGAAACCAGUAGCACUGGCUAUGACAGCAUCAAGAAUGUAGCAAUAUUGGACAUUGAAGCUGGCCGCUGAUUAGGCCACAUUCCCUUGAAACUGACCAAGUUUCUUCUAUCUUCCUUUUCAUACUAAACAUUUGAAUCUUUGUGCUUGAUAGAUUCUUGAUCCUCAGGUCAUCAAUCAUUAUGUUUAUAACUCUUUAUUGGUAUUGUACACUACACUAUCAGAAUAAUACAUUUGAGCAAUGUCUCAACGGGUUGUAA